Molecule: messenger RNA, 396 nt
Organism: Aegilops tauschii subsp. strangulata
Lineage: Eukaryota; Viridiplantae; Streptophyta; Magnoliopsida; Poales; Poaceae
Source: RefSeq, a predicted model, not a curated record
AUGGGAGCUGCAGGGAUUAGAAUUCACGACAUGAUGGAUUGCUUCAUCAGCAAACAUGUAUGGUACGGCGGUGUUGGUUUUACCAGGCGUGAAAUAUACAACCUUUGCGCCAGGGAGAAGAGGAAGCUGCUUUCAAAAGGUGAUGCUGCCACAGUCAUAGGCAUCAUGGUCAGUAGGAAACAAAGGGAUCCUAGCUUCUUUUUCGAGUACAAGCUAGACAAGGAAGGACAUAUGAAUAGGAUGUUCUUGUGUGACUCCCAGUCUCGUCAUGACUAUGAGGACUUCGGCGACGUGCUUGUAUUUGACAGCACGUACAAGAUGAAUCGACUCAAGGUUGGGACUGCCCGCCAGGCGCACAAGCGAUCUGUUGGGAUUUGGAUGGACUGGAGCAGCUGA